Molecule: messenger RNA, 1115 nt
Organism: Physella acuta
Lineage: Eukaryota; Metazoa; Mollusca; Gastropoda; Physidae
Product: potassium channel subfamily K member 12
Biological process (GO): stabilization of membrane potential; potassium ion transmembrane transport
Cellular component (GO): plasma membrane
Molecular function (GO): outward rectifier potassium channel activity; potassium ion leak channel activity
Source: RefSeq, a predicted model, not a curated record
AUGCACGUGCGGAAACCCGUGCUUUACCCAGACAUUAAUUACUCACCUGACCCGAGUCCUGACAAUCACAGCGAGAGUGAACGUGAGCACAAAAAGGCGCUCAGCACUAAGCUAAAGUCUACGGGGCCCUCAAGUUCUGGGAGCUUUGGCAUGACGACCCCCAGAACGCCGGCGGGAAAAAUUGUUCUGGUGUUCUACGGAUUCUUCGGCUGCGCAGGCGCAAUCCUCUUCUUCAACCUGUUCCUGGAGCGUAUCAUCACCUUCCUGGCUUACAUUCUCCGCGCCAUUCACGAGCGCGGGUUGAGGAAGAAAGGGCUGCUGGGCAGACGACGGUCGAGUCAAGGAUCGGAGGAUGAGCAGUUGGAUUCGUGGAAGCCGUCGGUGUACUGGGUGAUGUUGAUACUGAUGUUGGGGGCGCUGGUGGUGGCGUUCAUCGCCUCGGGGAUGUACUACCCCGUGGAAGAGUGGACUUACUGGGAGGCGAUGUACUUCUGUUUCGUCGCCUUCGCUACCAUAGGGUUCGGUGAUUACGUUGUUAGCCAAAAAUCCGACUACCCGCAUGUGGUACUGUACAGGUUGGGGAAUUUCGUCUUCAUCGUGUUGGGGUGUUGCUGUAUCUACAGUUUGUUCAACGUCACGUCCAUCGUCAUUAAACAAGUCCUGAACUGGAUGCUGCGGAAAUUAAACUGCGAAUGCCGAAUCCGGAAACCGCCGUUGGUCCGAAGAAAUGCGAUUACCCCCGGGCAUCUUCAGAAAAGGGCGUCCGGCGCGGCGGCAGCGGCAUCCGGAAAAUCCGCCCCGACAGUGACGGUUACUGACGCUGACGGGGAUAGCGAUUCCGAGUACCGGAGAAAUUCCGGGGAGAUGAUUUCCAUGAAGGACUUCCUGCAGGCCAACAAGAUCAGCCUGGCCAUGAUGCAAAAACAGCUGUGGGAGACCUCCCAGAGGGCCGGGUCCUACCACAACAACAACAGCGGUUUCCAGGGGGGCGUCGGCCCGUUGGCCAUCCUCAACCGGAAGCUGGGCCAAGAUGAGUACGAUCCGACUAUGUGAUGAAUAUUGGCCCAAUGAAUUAUCAUCCAAGACUUCCAUAAACCUAUCGUGGAUUUGUGUUA